Molecule: messenger RNA, 585 nt
Organism: Morchella sextelata
Lineage: Eukaryota; Fungi; Ascomycota; Pezizomycetes; Pezizales; Morchellaceae
Exons: 2
Coding region: 1-585 (194 amino acids)
Source: RefSeq, a predicted model, not a curated record
AUGUCGGACGGCCAAGCAUCACAGCAGCAGCAGUCAACGUCAAUGUCACCUGGAGCUGAUACCGGCGAGAAAACCGAGCAGCAGCAGCAAUUGCCGAAGCUCACCGCGUCAGAGUUCCGACAAUAUAAUCGGUUGGCGGAACACAUGGAUCAGUUUCACAACGGUUUCCGCCUCUCCUGGAACGAGAUCUACAAGGCCUGCACCACUAACCAACGCCCGCGGUCCAUGUCCCUGCGCGAGUUCAUCGCCUUCGCCCUCCGCUUCUCCGAGCACCUCGAGAUGCACCACUCCAUCGAGGAGAGCUACGUGUUCCCCAACCUCGCACGCAAGAUGCCCGCUUUCCGCAAGCAGGACGAGCUGCUGGCGCAGCACCGCAAGAUCCACGAGGGCCUCGACAAGUAUGCGGCGUACCUGAAGGAGUGCAAGAGCGGCGAGCGGGAGCUGGUAUUAAGGGAGCUCAAGGAGCUCAUGGAGACGUUUGGGGAGGUGCUGUGGAGGCAUUUGGAGGAUGAGGUUGUGGAGUUGGGGGCGGAGAAUAUGAGAAAGUAUUGGACGUUGGCGGAUAUGAAGAAUUUGGCGUUUUGA